AUGUCUGACUUUGUCGAGGAUUAUCAAUCAAACUCGUUACAAUAUUGGGAUCCGAGAGAAAAAUUUCAUGAUUUAAAUUCAUCUAAUAUAUUAUCAGAAUCUGAAUACAAGGCAAAUAAAGAAAACUAUAAAAUGUAUAAUAAUAAUAACGAAGCUUGCUUAAUUUUAACAAUACCUCCAGAAAAUAGAUUUAGAUAUAGGUAUGAUACCGAAAUGUCAGGUACACAUGGAUCUUUACAGGGUAUAAGAACAGGAAGAGAUAAAAGUGCACCAACUGUACAGUUAUUAAAUUAUCCACACGAAGCUUUGAUAAGAGUCACAUUAGUUACAUGUUCUGAUGAUAACGAAUAUUAUCCACAUCCACACAGUUUGUUUGUAAAAGAAAAACUGUAUCAAAAAAAAAUAUAUGAAAAUUGGGAUAAUAAAAAUUUAACUAAAACAGGUCAUUACUCAGGUCCUCAUUAUAUCAGGAUCGGUACAAAUCGACAAGAUUUUACAGCAAGUACAAGAAAAAUUACAGAAAAAAUUAAGGGAACAAAAAUAUGGAUAUUACAAAUUUCAUCAUUCGACUAA
Molecule: messenger RNA, 573 nt
Organism: Pediculus humanus corporis (human body louse)
Lineage: Eukaryota; Metazoa; Arthropoda; Insecta; Psocodea; Pediculidae
Exons: 4
Coding region: 1-573 (190 amino acids)
Biological process (GO): non-canonical NF-kappaB signal transduction; inflammatory response; canonical NF-kappaB signal transduction
Cellular component (GO): cytoplasm
Molecular function (GO): DNA binding; DNA-binding transcription factor activity
Source: RefSeq, a predicted model, not a curated record